Molecule: messenger RNA, 591 nt
Organism: Mytilinidion resinicola
Lineage: Eukaryota; Fungi; Ascomycota; Dothideomycetes; Mytilinidiales; Mytilinidiaceae
Exons: 2
Coding region: 1-591 (196 amino acids)
Source: RefSeq, a predicted model, not a curated record
AUGGGCCGCAACAACGUCCGCAAAGGCUCCGACCUCCUCCAAAGAGCCGGCUCUCAAAUCGACAUAGCAUCCGUCAUCCCAGAAUUCGGCGACCAGCCUCGCUACAUCGUAGGGCACGACAUGUCUCAAAUCGACUUAGAGCGCUUCAUCAACGUCAUCCGUCACGGGCAAAACGACGCUUGGAUGCAACCACAAUCAUCACUCGCCAACUCUCCGAUCACUCCUGCUACCAACUGCCUUGUAACAUGCGAAGCAAGGAAUAUCAUCAGAGGGUUCCCACCGCGUUACCACCAGACAACACGGAAGCCCGUCGUGAAGGAAUCCGACGUUGUCUUCAUCCUCGUUGUUCAAGGACGUAGCGGCUCGAACCGGUCGAAGUUCGUACUGAGGACCGGUCUGGAAGCAACUGGAGCGGAGUUAUUCUUUGAGGCCGCGAACGGAUUCUCGGUCGUAUUUAGCGGGGCUAUGCUGAAAACCAAUAUGGACAAGCGAAGGGAUGUGAGAUAUGGCUACAAAAGAGAGAGUACCCUAGAGGAACUGGUUUCUAUCAGCGAAGACGACGCCGAGAAAAUGAUUGGUGUUUUGUGCUAG